AUGGGGGGUGACGGUGCGCCGGCCAAGGGCCGCGGCCGGUUCCGUAAGACGGGGUGGUGCUAUCCCCCGGAGUCGUUGCUCAGAGCCGAGGCCGACUCCGGCGGCGACGAUGAUGGACCCGCGCUCGUCCGCCCCGGAGCCUCGCCGCCGCGGUCUCCUCGCGGCGCGGCACCCUCCGGAGUCGAGCGGUGGCCUUCGGCGAGGACGCCGAAGGUGGGGGGCGACCGCUCGGCGCCCAGGGUCGACCGCUUCGUGCUCGCCCCGCUGCUGAAGAUCAUGCGCGCCGCGCUCGCGCGCCGCGACCACCCUCGCGCCGCGGCGGCCGCGGCGCUCGUGCUGACCGCGACGCGCGGGCGCGACGGCGAGCCGCGAGACGAUGACCCGAACGCCAGAUCCGUCACCGUCGGCCACUGGACCAGGGGCAGCCGCGAGCGCGCGGAGUACGGCGAAGCCGAGCACGCGGCGAUACACGCCGCGAUCGAAAUCCUGCGGGAGACGGGCGGCGCGCCGCCGCCCGAGGCGCCCGCGCCCGACGACGGCGGCGGCGCGUCGCGACUGGGGGCGACGAGCGCCUCGGGACAAACGCAUCGGCGGCGGCUUCUUCAGCCGCCGCCGCCGCCCAACACGGCCAACAACAAAAUCACCCAACCGGCGCCGCUCACGAGGCUCACCCCGGAGGAGGAGAUCCGGCUGCUGGAGCUCGCCAGGCGGUGCACGAAGCGCGGGACGGACGCCAACGAGGAGGACCUCGUAAGUAUCGCGACGGUGUACGACGAAAAAUUAAACGAUCCGGACAGAGCCGUCGCGGAACUCUCGCGCGAUGAACGCGCGACGGUACCCCCGAAGGGAUCCAAGGGGGGCGCCAGGCGCGUGCCGCACUCGUACAAGCGCCUGCGGUGCGUCGCCCUGAUACGACACCGCGCGUGGCUCAGGCAAUCCCGGUUCGUGAACGCGUCCGCCGGUGACGCCGACGAGGGCGAAAACUUACGCGUCCCGCUCAACGCCACCGGCUCGACGGCGCCCAAAGGUCCACCCGGGGGAAGGACGUGGAGCCACUUCGAGCGCGUGCGUAUAGAGUCGCUCGCGAAGGACGCCGAGGACGCCAUAGGCAGAGCCGAGGAAAAGGCUGACGAAACCGGCGAGCGGGGAGACCCGCGGCUGGCUUCGGCUCGCGCUCAGAUUCGCAUGGCGGCGGGGGACGUGGUCGGCGCGAGGGAGGUGUUGGAGGACCUCGCGGCGAGGGAGGACAUGCGCGGGUGCCUAGCGGCGCAGACGAUGCUGGCGGACCUGCUGGAUGAGAUCAAGGCGGCGGCAAACCCGCCGGAGCGAUCGAUCGCGGAGAACCCGGGGAGCGAGAGCGGCGACUCCGAUUCGAGCGGCGACUCGGACUCGGAUUCGAGCAGCGAUUCGGAUUCGAGCAGCAGCGAGGAGAGCGACGACGCGCGCGACGCGCUCCUCCAGCGCCUCGGCGACGUUCCGGACGCGCACGCGAUGGCUGAGCGCCACCUGGCGGUUCUCGCGAUUGACCCCAAACGCGUCGCCUCCAUCCUCGGCCUCACCCGCGCCUUCUUCGAGGCCCAGGCGGACGAGGCGCGCGCGCUCCUGCACCCGGACCACGUCGCAUCGCAGGACGCGUGGCGGGAGGUUUCGCGGACGAAGCGCGCCACGUCGCGCGCGGUGCUGGAGGCGCUGUGCCGGUGGGCGGAGGCGGCGCCCGCCGAAGCGGCGCCGUGGCGCGCGUUGACCGUCGCGAUCACCGGCCUUCGCUGGCCGUCCCUCGACGCGCACCUCAAGUACGGCGGCGGGAGCGUCGCGGACCCGGUCACGACGGAGCUUCGGCUUCGAACGCAGUGCGGGGAGGUGGUCGGCGGCGCGGAGGAUAUCGUGCACGUGUUCAGGGGCGGCGGCGACGGAUCGCGGGACGCGGGGAGACUCGCGACGUGGCGGCGCUCAUUUAUUCCAACAAACGUCGAAGCGCUCAAAGCGCCGCCGGACACGACACCCGAGGGGAUCGCCGCGCUCGCGUCGCGUGCAGCGGCGUUCGCGGCGCUGUUCCGCGGCGACGACGCCGUCGACGCGUUCGUCAACGAAGCCGAGUCGGCGGUGAACAAGGCGUUGGCGCGCGCGCACGGGAGCAAGCGCGCGAGGCGGCAUCCCGAGAGGGCCCGCGGGGUGUGCGCGUUUCGGGCCAGGGACGUCGGGUCGAGGGCCGUCGUCGAGGAGGCGCUGCUCGCGGCGAAGAGGGACGCGGUGGCGGCGGCGGCGAGGAGACACGAGGAGACGGGGGACGGCGACGGCGGAGACGUCGUCCUCGCGGAGCGUCUCGAGGCGGCGCCGUCGUCGGAGGAGUUCCGGGCCGUCUCUGGCUGGGUGCACGACCGGGGACUCGCGAUGCACCCGGCGGCGAGGAACAAGGAGCCGGAAAAGUCCUCCAGGGUGCGAACCGGCGGGUACAAGUCCAAGAGGGUGCGUUUGCAGGAGCUCGUGGACAUCCGGGACGGGGUCGUGCUGCGGCGGGGGAUGAAGAAGAGGAAGGGUGACCCCAACGCCGUGCGCGUCCUGACGGAGGGGGAACGCGCCGAGAUUGCGCGGCUGCAGGAAGCGGUCGACGCGGAGGAACGCGCGAGGGAGGAGAGACGCGUCGCGAAGGCGGGUCCCCGGCCCGAGUGCCUCGACGAGAAGCCGGUGUCCAAACGGGAGGUGGAGGCCGCGGUUCAGGCGGAGGCUUCGGGCGGGCGGGCGUUCACCAAAGCCGUGAAGCUCCUCGCGCGUCGAAACGCCUUGCUCGAGGCGCAGCUGGCGGCGCUGAAGGAUUGGAAACGGCGCGGGGGCGACCUGAACGGCCACGACGAGCGCACGCUCCUCCGGCUCGAUCGUUGGCGAAGCAACCUCACGAUUGCUCGCAACAGGGCGGUGGUCACGCGGCGCAGGCGCGAGGUCGCGGCGGGGAUGGCGCACGCGGUGCGUCACCACGCGACGAACCCGAACCGGCCUCGCGUCGGCGAGACGUGCCGACGAUGCCAAUCGCAGCCGGGCAAGCGCGCCAAGUACUGCGGCUCCGACUGCGCCGCGCACGGGUGCGAAAACGCCCCGGCGUCGAGCACGUUUCUGCCGCACCGGUACGGCUCGAUAUCAACGCACCUGAUUCUCGACUGGGAGCCGUCGUGGAUGCAUUCGCGGCGCCGGAUCAAAGGGAAGGCGGUCGACGGCGGCGGGGGCGACGGGGGCGGGGUCGAGAUCGACGGUCGCGUCGCGAGGGGUGUUCGGUGCGCCGGGUGCAGGGACGGCCAGGGCUCGGCGGCGACGUGCGGCACGAGGUUCGCCAGGGCGUGCUGCAUUCGCUCGCUCGACGUGACCGUGCUCUCGAUGCCGCCGCCGGGGCCGAACGAAAAGGCGCGGCGGCGGUGCGACGCGUGCAGAGCCGCGGGGAUCACGCCGAGGCUCUGCGGCACCGCGCUGGCCGAGCCGGGAUGCGCUCGAAGGAUAGCAGAGGGGGACGGAGCCGGCGAAGCGGCCAAGCGGAGGAAGACGAGCGCGGCGUUUUGGCUCGAGCGCGCUUUUUUGACGAGAAUCGCCCAGCCUCUCCAGAUCCGCACUAGAUCCGGCGCGAUGGCUGCCGAGAAGGAGGACGCGACGAAGGCGGACGCGGAGGAGGCUCCCGCGCCGGCCGCGAACGAGGACACGCCCGCUCCCGUCGAAGUGGGCGCCAAGAGGACCGCGGAGGACGCCGAAGGUCCCACGCCGGACAGCGCGAAACGAUCGAAGGUGGCGGACGACUCCGACGACGACGAUAAAACCCCGCGCGGCGGCGAUGUGCACGAGGGCGAGGCGACCGAGGCCGAGCCCGAGGCGGCCGCCGACGCCGCCGAGAAGAAGGACGACGACGAAACCCCGCCCGGCGGCACGGAUGCCCACGCCCCCGAAGAAGCCGCCGCGGACGCACCCGCGCCGGCUCCCGCGAACGAGCACGAGCCCACCGCGGAGAUCGGCGCGGACCCCGCGGAUGCGGUCGCCGCGGCUGCCGCCGCCGCCGCCGCGCACGCCGCCGCGAUGGCCCCGCCCGCCCCCGUCGUCCACGCGGCGCCCGCGCCCGUCGAGCCCGUCGUCAAGGAGAUCGACUGCCCGGCGACCAUGGUGGGCCGGGUCAUCGGCAAGGGCGGCGAGACGAUCAAGGGGAUGAUGGCGCAGUCCGGCGCGCACAUCGCCAUGAACCAGUCGCUCGAGGGCGACGUCAAGAAGGUUGUCAUCACCGGCGCGGCUCCGUGCGUCGCCGUCGCCGAGGCUCUCGUCACCCGCCUGCUGUCGCACCCGCCGGGCCUCGCCGUGAUCGACCCGGCCAUCUUGGGCCCGGGCCAGGAGUCCCGCAUCGUGGAGUGCCCGAAGAACAUGGUCGGCCGCGUCAUCGGCAAGGGCGGGGAGACGAUCAAGGGGCUGCAAGCGCACAGCGGGGCGAGGGUGCAGGUGGAUCAAACUGUUGGCGACCCGUGCCACGUCGUCAUAGCCGGAGCGCCCGCGUCCGUGGCGUACGCCGCGGAGGCGGUCGCGGCGAUCAUCGCGGGCGGGCCCACGGCGCAGUACGCGGUGCCUCAGGCUGGCGCUGGGUACGGCGGAGGGUACGGGGGAUACGGAGCUAUCGGAGGGUACGGAGGGUACGGGGGUUACCCUCAAGCGGCGGCGGCUGCGUACGCGGGAUAUUACCCGGGGUACGGGGCGUAUCCCUACGGCGUGAUGGGGGGUUACGAUCCCGCGGCGGCGACCGCGGCGGCGCAACAGACCGCCGCGUCAGCCGCGCAGCAGGCGGGGACGCAGCAGGCUGACGCGACGGCUGGGGAUUGGCGGGCGGUUGACGACGGAAACGGUAAGACGUACUACUACAACGGCAAAACUGGGGUCAGUCAGUGGGAGAAACCGCCGGGCUUGUGA
Molecule: messenger RNA, 4923 nt
Organism: Micromonas commoda
Lineage: Eukaryota; Viridiplantae; Chlorophyta; Mamiellophyceae; Mamiellales; Mamiellaceae
Exons: 3
Coding region: 1-4923 (1640 amino acids)
Biological process (GO): regulation of gene expression
Cellular component (GO): cytoplasm; nucleus
Molecular function (GO): protein binding; mRNA binding
Source: RefSeq, a predicted model, not a curated record